Theileria annulata is the source of this 945-nucleotide messenger RNA. RefSeq lists its product as uncharacterized. Gene Ontology annotation, biological process: mRNA splice site recognition. The record is from RefSeq and is a predicted model, not a curated record. Gene Ontology annotation, cellular component: U1 snRNP; U2-type prespliceosome. Gene Ontology annotation, molecular function: mRNA binding. Lineage: Eukaryota; Apicomplexa; Aconoidasida; Piroplasmida; Theileriidae. The transcript has 8 exons. The coding region runs from base 1 to 945 and encodes 314 amino acids.
AUGGAUCAAAUAAGGGCCACAUUGGCCGAGUUAAUGGGCAAGUAUGAGCAAAAGGAAGACCUGGAUUCCACCAAACCAUUCACGGAUCCUGAUGUUUGCAGGCAAUACCUGACUGGAAUCUGCCCACACGACCUAUUUGAAAACACCAAAUUCUACAUGGGAGAAUGUAGCAGAAUACAUUCAGAGAAGCUCAGAGAAAGAUACCAGAAUGAAAGGAAGAACCAUUUUUACGGAUAUGAGCUGGAAACUUUGAAGAUUAUCCAGCCAAUGAUCGACGACUGCGAUAAAAAAAUAGCUAGAGGAAAAGCUAGGGUUGAGGAGGAUUUGGUUAGAAGGAAGACUCUAGAUCCAAUGAUAAUUGAGGAGGCUAAAAAAAUCGAUAGCCAAAUUCAGUCGAGAAUGGCCCGUGCGGAUGAACUUGGCAGAAACGGCGAGGUUGAAGAGUCGUUCAAAAUUGUUGAGGAGGUUGAACUUCUAAAGAGAACGAAACUGGAGAUGCUUGAAAAGGGAGGAGACGCCAGUUACCAAUCUAGACUCAAACCAUGCGACGUUUGUGGAGCUCUUCUAUCAGCAACUGAUAGUGACAGGAGAUUAACUGAACACUACAGCGGUAAAAUACACGUUGGAUUUCAGAAACUGAGGGACAUGUCAAAGACCCUAUCAGCAUACAUUCAAGAAAAUAGGCACAGAUUGAAUGGAAGAGGAAGAAAUGGUUCCAGGGAAUAUUUGAGUGAAAGAAGAACUAGGAAGGUUCUAGGAGUUUCACUGAGAGGAGCGAUCGCAGUUACAGGCAUAGAGGCUAUGCCGAUAAAAGUGAUCGCAGAGAGCGGGAAAACUAUAGAAAAAGGUCGAGAAGCAGGUCCCGAUCCAUAUCAAGAUCAAGAUCGAGAUCGAGUUCUAGAUCAAGAUCUAGGGAUCGCAAACACAGGUGACCUUGUAAAUUAA